Aplysia californica (California sea hare) is the source of this 1552-nucleotide messenger RNA. Its product is annotated as glycine and methionine-rich protein. Bases 106 to 642 code for a protein of 178 amino acids. Lineage: Eukaryota; Metazoa; Mollusca; Gastropoda; Aplysiida; Aplysiidae. The transcript has 3 exons. The record is from RefSeq and is a predicted model, not a curated record.
AGUAUAUAAAAGUCAUGGAAAGCGGAUCGUGUCCACUACAGAGGUCCCAAGACACACACAGACACACACAGGCAUCACCAUCAGCCGUCUGAACAAACCAGAACCAUGAAGGUCUACUUCGCAGUCGCCAUGGCUUGCUGCCUCAUGACGUCAACGUUUGCCCAGUUCGGCAUGGGUGGCAUGGCCGGUGGUAUGUCACCUAUGGGAGGAAUGGGCAUGGGUAGCAUGAUGCUCCCUCUCCUCUCCCGCGGCGGCGGCGGUAUGGAAGGUAUGUUGGGCCUGAUGUUGAUGUCUUUUUUGAUGCAGCAGGGCGGAGGAGGAGGAGGAGGAGGCUUGGGAGGCUUACCCUUCCCCCUCUUGAUGGCCUUGAUGCGCGGCGGCGGAAACGAGAUGAUGCCCCUGCUGUUUUCAUUGAUGGGUUCACAGGGCGGCGCCGGGGGACUCAUGAACAACCCUUUUAUGAUGAUGACGCUCAUGCAGCAAGGAGGAGAUGCUAUGAAAAUGAUGCCCUACCUUUUGAUGCAGAACAACGCUGGCGGCGGUGGCGCGGGAGGUCCAGUUGAUCCAACAGGAGGUGCCGGCCCCGCAGGUGGCAUGUCAUCGAUGGCGCCACUUCUGAUGAGCGGAGCGAUGGGAGCGUAGAAAGAACACCCUCGUUUAACCUUAACAAAUAAAAAUCCACGCCAUCUUAGCCCCCUUUUCUUUUAAUCUGUCUAUCUGCUGGUCAGUCUCUCGUUUCCACCUUGAGAGCAGGCAGCGUUUCAAGACACAGCUUCAGAUCAAGAGUAUCACUCAUGUUUGUCUAAUAGUUUAAGACGUUGAGGGUAUAUCUUAAUAUAUUCACUUUUGCCAAAAACCAGUUGAAAAGUUUCUGUGAGACCGAUUAGGGACAUCACAAUCGAUAAUAUUUUACCUGAAACACAAGGGACAAACACAGUUCUGAAAGUCCGUAGUCUUGUUUGGCCGGGGGCAAUUGGAUUUUUAAAAAAUUAAGUCUGAAGGUCAGGACAAAAGAAAAACGAUGGACCCGAAGGCUACUGGCUCCCUGAAAACUCCCUCUUAAAACUGUCUCUUAAGAACACAGUUAUACCACUAUUUGUGAAGUUCAUGUCCUUUUACGAGAGUUAUAUUCUGGGCAUUCUUCUCCCAGAAUUCAACUCUUCAUUAAGCUACAACAAAUGGCGAGAAAAGGGUUUGUCGUAUUCUUAUGAGUGUGUCUGUGUGGACCUCUUUGGGAGCGAAAAUGUACUUGUUUUACUCUGCACUGUGGUGCUUUCAAUAAAUGUUGGUUACUGUCUUAUGAACAUAUUCGGUUUGGAUGGUUUACUUAUAAAAGAGAGGCAUAUGCAGAAGAAAUACGAGUUAUAGCUCAAGGUAUACCUCGCACCGAUGACAUUCGCAAACUGUGUUUAUUCUAGGAUUUCUGGUUUACAUUUUUAUGUCGGUGCAUUGUGAAAUUUUGAGUAAAAACUUUGUUUUUUAAAAGUGUGAACGAGAAAGUUACGAUACAUAUUCCAAUAAAUCAUUGCCGUAUGGUUAUUUUGCUAAAACA